GGGAGAGGGAGAGGGAGAGGGAGAGAGAGAGAGAAGUAGUCCAGUAUUGUCAGUUAGUCAUGGUAGUGUAGAACUGUGAGGUAACACAAUGGCAAUGACUGAGCAAAUAGAGACUGGAGCAGGCUGUUCCUCCAAGUCAUUCAAGCUGUACUCUCCAAAGGAGCCCCCCAACGGCAGCUCCUUUCCCCCGUUCCACCCCGGCACCAUGCUGGACAGAGACCUGGGCCCAACCCCCAUGUACCCCCCCUCAUACCUGGAGCCUGGAAUAGGGAGACACACACCAUACGGGAACCAGACAGACUACAGGAUAUUUGAGCUCAACAAACGGCUACAGAACUGGACAGAGGAGUGUGAUAAUCUGUGGUGGGAUGCGUUCACUACAGAGUUCUUUGAGGACGAUGCCAUGUUGACCAUAACCUUCUGUCUGGAGGACGGGCCCAAGAGAUACACGAUUGGCCGGACGUUGAUCCCGCGGUACUUCCGGAGUAUAUUUGAGGGGGGUGCCACCGACCUCUACUACGUGUUGAAGCACCCCAAAGAGUCCUUCCACAACAACUUCGUCUCGCUGGACUGUGACCAGUGUACCAUGGUUACGCAGAACGGAAAACCCAUGUUCACACAGGUGUGUGUGGAGGGUCGUCUGUACCUGGAGUUCAUGUUUGACGACAUGAUGAGGAUCAAGACGUGGCACUUCAGCAUCCGACAGCACCGCGAACUGAUACCGCGCAGUAUACUGGCCAUGCACGCCCAGGACCCCCAGAUGUUAGACCAGCUGUCUAAGAACAUCACCAGAUGUGGACUGUCUAACUCCACCCUCAACUACCUCCGACUGUGUGUGAUUCUGGAGCCCAUGCAGGAGCUGAUGUCCAGACACAAGACCUACAGCCUCAGCCCCAGGGACUGUCUCAAGACCUGUCUCUUCCAGAAGUGGCAACGCAUGGUGGCCCCGCCAGCUGAACCAGCCAGACAGGCCCCUAAUAAGAGGAGGAAGCGUAAGAUGUCAGGCGGCAGCACCAUGAGUGCCGGAGGAGGAACCAACAACAACAACAACAAGAAGAAGAGUCCAGCGAGCAGCUUCCCCCUGUCCAGCCAAGUACCAGACGUGAUGGUGGUGGGAGAGCCCACCCUGAUGGGAGGGGAGUUCGGGGACGAGGACGAGCGCCUGAUCACGCGGCUGGAGAACCAACAGUUCGACGCGGCCAACGGCAUCGAUGACGAGGACAGCUUCAACAACAGCCCCGCGCUGGGCGCCAACUCCUGGAACAACAAGGCCCCAUCCAGCCAGGAGAGCAAGAGUGACAACCCUACGUCUCAGGCCUCACAGUAGAGGAGGGGAGGGAGGGGAGGGGCUUCCGUAGUCUUAAAGGGGUUUCCUCUCCUUGUGGGUGUGUGUCAAUUGUCUGUAGUGGCUUCCUGACUGUUCUUAUGUUUUCCUCUUAAAGGGGCAAUCCGCAGUUGAAAAAAUAACUUAGUGUCACCUCUACUUCCUGUUUUAGUAAAAAGCUGAGGGAUGGGCCUGGAGAAGUGUAACCACUCUAAAAUUCAUAGACCGCUAUGGGUACAAGGACUGACCAUCCAAGAUAUAACAAACAUAUAUAUAUAUAGUUUUAAGCAUGUUUUGAGGCUAUACUGUUUUUCAUUAGAUGGUUACAGAGUAAACCACAUUGAUAUUGUGGGUUGUGACGGGGUGCGUCAGUUGAAUUAAGCCCCUGAGACAACAGGUACAUAUCAUUCAUUCAGAAGUCCAAAAAAUGGCUGUAGGGACUACGGAUUGCCCCUUUUUUAAUAGGGAUUUUUAUCUUGGCCUGUGGAGUAGACGAAGGAUCCCACUGGUUGAUAAGAGGUUACCUUUCCCUGUCUACCUUCCUACAUCAGUUCUGAUAUGAGAGCUUGGUAGGUGACAGGAAAUGACUGAGAGCUAUUACUUAUAGGGGCCUCCAGACCUGGCUCUCCUAGCUGGUCUUUUAAGGAGAGACCUGAGGAGAGGGAAGACGCUUGGGACAGUUGAGAUGCACCCAGGUAGGGGUGCAGGAAGGGGUGGUGGGGUAGGGAGAGGGCGGGGGAGGGGGACACAUCUACCUUCAGAAGAAUCAUGGUCACUAGAUAUGGAGUCUUAACUCUGGUCCACUCUGCUGCUGCACUGUGUGUGUGUGUGUGGCUGUUACUUGGUCAGAACUAAAGCCUGGACUGUGCCAAAGCUAGCGGACCGGAGUUGAGAUCCAAUCAGUUUAAAAUGCUUUCUCACACACACAGACACACACACACACACACACACCAUUGAAGGAGUACUGAUCCAACCUUUUAACAGAUAACAGAAAGCAUUUAAACAACAACAUUUUAGAGUUUUCUACCAGUCUCUAUUUCCCUAGAAUGUUUUUAUUUUAUUUUCUACUCCUGCAUUUCAAACCUACUUUUUAUUUCUUCUUUUUUACCGACGAUAUUCAGAAGCUAACAGACCAAGGAGCCAGAAAACAGGACUAUUCUACCCUCCCCCCUGACAAAAUAUAUUUGGUCUGUUUUAAUAUCUUUUAUGUUUUAAAGAGAAAUAAUUGUGGAUGUUUUUUGAGAUUGAUUUUCUCCUGGUUUUUCGUGUAUUUGUGCUUGUAUAUUUAAGGUAGUAGCAACGUCCUGUACGACUGUAUCCCAACUUAGAGGUUCCUGAAGACAUUCUGAUCUGAUGGAAAGAAAUGAAAUGAAAAAGAAAUGGACAAAAAGAAGGAAAAAAACACAUGAACCUCUUGACCAAUCCCCUCUCUCCAUUUACAUCUCUUAACCAAUCCCGUCUCUCCAUUUACAUAUCUUAACCAAUCCCGUCUCUCCAUUUACAUAUCUUAACCAAUCCCCUCUCUCCAUCUACAUCUCUCAACCAAUCCCCUCUCUCCAUUUACAUCUCUCAACCAAUCCCCUCUCUCCAUCUACAUCUCUCAACCAAUCCCCUCUCUCCAUUUACAUCUCUCAACCAAUCCCCUCUCUCCAUCUACAUCUCUCAACCAAUCCGUCUCUCCAUUUACAUCUCUCAACCAUUCCCCUCCAUCUACAUCUCUCAACCAAUCCCCUCUCUCCAUCUCUCUCUUUCUCUCUCUCUCUUUACAGUGUCCAUCCUGAUCAUAACAGUGACACCUCUCUCUCUCUCUCUUUAGUGUCCUCCUGAUCAUAACAGUGACACCUCUCUCUCUCUCUCUUUAGUGUCCUCCUGAUCAUAACAGUGACACCUCUCUCUCUUUCUCUUUAGUGUCCAUCCUGAUCUCUUUUCUUCUUUCUUUUAAAUGUUUUUAACUUGUGUACAUUCAUUUAUAAAACCCUGGGGUACAGUCACCAUUGAGAAGACAAAACCCUGGGGUACAGUCACCAUUGAGAAGACAAAACCCUGGGGUACAGUCACCAUGGAGAAGACAAAACCCUGGGGUACAGUCACCAUUGAGAAGACAAAACCCUGGGUACAGUCACCAUGGAGAAGACAAAACCCUGGGGUACAGUCACCAUUGAGAAGACAAAACCCUGGGGUACAGUCACCAUUGAGAAGACAAAACCCUGGGGUACAGUCACCAUGGAGAAGACAAAACCCUGGGGUACAGUCACCAUGGAGAAGACAAAACCCUGGAGUACAGUCACCAUUGAGAAGACAAAACCCU
Molecule: messenger RNA, 3632 nt
Organism: Oncorhynchus mykiss (rainbow trout)
Lineage: Eukaryota; Metazoa; Chordata; Actinopteri; Salmoniformes; Salmonidae
Source: RefSeq, a predicted model, not a curated record